This is a messenger RNA of Panicum virgatum (switchgrass), 1521 nucleotides long. RefSeq names its product zinc finger protein CONSTANS-LIKE 3-like. Lineage: Eukaryota; Viridiplantae; Streptophyta; Magnoliopsida; Poales; Poaceae. Bases 156 to 1151 code for a protein of 331 amino acids. Gene Ontology annotation, molecular function: zinc ion binding; protein binding. The transcript has 2 exons. Gene Ontology annotation, biological process: regulation of photoperiodism, flowering; regulation of flower development. Gene Ontology annotation, cellular component: nucleus. The record is from RefSeq and is a predicted model, not a curated record.
CGUGGCCGCCAGCCCCUCCACGUGCCGGCCGACCCCUCAAAACGCCCGCCGCGCCGGGCUCGCACCAAACACCCCCGAGGCCAACCAUUUCCGACGCAAAACCCCCAGGAAUCCGUGACACCCGCCCGGAGGAGAGCAGAGCAGAGGCACCAGGCAUGGACGCCGCGGUGGAGCUGGUGCUGGAGCAGAAGCCGGCGGUGAGGUACUGGGGCUUGGCCGGCGCGCGGCCCUGCGACGCGUGCACCGCGGAGGCGGCGCGGCUGCACUGCCGCGCGGACGGCGCCUUCCUGUGCCCCGGGUGCGACGCCCGCGCGCACGGCGCCGGGUCGCGCCACGCGCGCGUCUGGCUCUGCGAGGUCUGCGAGCACGCCCCCGCCGCCGUCACGUGCCGCGCCGACGCCGCCGCGCUCUGCGCGGCCUGCGACGCCGACAUCCACUCGGCCAACCCGCUCGCGCGCCGCCACGAGCGGCUCCCCGUCGCGCCCUUCUUCGGCGCGCUCGCCGACGCGCCGCAGCCGUUCCCGUCCUCAGCCUUCGCCGCCGCGGGGGUCCAGGCCCAGGGGGACGCGGCGGCGGACGACGACGGGAGCAACGAGGCCGAGGCCGCCUCGUGGCUCCUCCCCGAGCCCGACAACAGCCACGAGGACAGCGCCGCCGCCACCGACGCCUUCUUCGCUGACUCCGACGCGUACCUCGGCGUCGACCUCGACUUCGCCCGGUCCAUGGACGGCAUCAAGGCCAUCGGCGUGCCGGUCGCGCCGCCGGAGCUGGACAUGGCCACCGGCGGUUACUACUACCCCGAACACUCCAUGAACCACAGCGUGUCGUCGUCGGAGGUGGCGGUUGUGCCGGACGCGCCGGCGGUGCCGGCGGCGAGCCGGGGGAAGGAGCGGGAGGCGCGGCUGAUGCGGUACCGCGAGAAGCGCAAGAACCGGCGGUUCGACAAGACCAUCCGGUACGCGUCCCGCAAGGCGUACGCCGAGACGCGGCCGCGCAUCAAGGGCCGCUUCGCCAAGCGCUGCUCCUCCGCGGAGGCCGAGGCCGAGGCCGAGGACGAGGCGCUGCUGGAGCACGAGGAAGCGGCGUGCUUCUCGCCCGCGGCGUCGGCGCCCGCGGCCUCCUCGGACGGCGUCGUCCCGUCCUUCUGCUGAGGGGACACGACGGGCGGCGGCCGCGCCUCCUCCUCCUCCCAGGCUCCCCGGCGGCGACCCCUUAAUUUUGCCGACUCUGAAUCGAUCCCAACGCAUGCGAACAUGCGAUGCGAUGCGCGCUCCGUGCAGCACAUGAAUAAUUGUACAGUAGUUCCACGAACUCGAUCGUGGUCGCACGGAAUCGCAUGUAAUCCUCCUCACCGUCCUUGUAAUCCAGCCUUGUACAUUACCGUCUAGAGGUGUUUGUGCUUCUCUCGCACGGGUGCAUCCAUUCUCAGCAUCUGCGACCUGAAAACCGAGCUGUUCAUGCGUCAGUUGUGUGACAACCUGACCUCUCAGAAAGAUUGCUCCGUGAUGUUCACAAGCGGUA